Molecule: messenger RNA, 1851 nt
Organism: Schizosaccharomyces osmophilus
Lineage: Eukaryota; Fungi; Ascomycota; Schizosaccharomycetes; Schizosaccharomycetales; Schizosaccharomycetaceae
Gene: acl1
Product: ATP citrate synthase subunit 1
Exons: 3
Coding region: 1-1851 (616 amino acids)
Biological process (GO): acetyl-CoA biosynthetic process; fatty acid biosynthetic process; tricarboxylic acid cycle
Cellular component (GO): cytosol
Molecular function (GO): ATP citrate synthase activity
Source: RefSeq, a predicted model, not a curated record
AUGACCUCAAGAAUGGCACAAAAGCCUGCAUAUGAGCUUUUCUCAAAGGAGACAAGGGCCUUUGUUUACGGAAUGCAAACAAAGGCCGUCCAAGGAAUGCUCGAUUUUGAUUAUAUGUGUGGUCGAAAAGUACCCUCUGUCGCCGCCAUAAUUUACACUUUUGGUGGCCAAAGUAUCACCAAGAUGUACUGGGGAACCAAGGAGAUUCUCCUACCAGUAUACCGUUCGGUGGAAGAAGCUUGUAAUAAACAUCCUGAUGUCGACGUCGUUGUUAAUUUUGCUUCCAGUCGUAGUGCCUUCCCCUCUACGAUGGAGCUGAUGGAUUACCCCCAAAUCCGUUGCAUUGCUAUUAUCGCCGAAGGUGUCCCCGAGCGUCGCGCUCGUGAGAUUCUAGUCAAGUCAAGAGAAAAGAAUGUUGUUAUUAUUGGACCUGCGACUGUUGGUGGUAUUAAACCAGGUUGUUUCAAAAUUGGUAACACGGGAGGUAUGAUGGACAACAUUGUCGCAUCGAAGCUUUAUCGUCCCGGCUCUGUUGCUUAUGUUUCCAAGUCAGGUGGUAUGUCUAACGAAUUAAACAACAUCAUCUCCAAUAACACUGAUGGUGUGUAUGAAGGUAUUGCUAUCGGUGGUGAUCGCUAUCCCGGUACAACUUUCAUUGAUCAUCUUUUCCGCUUUGAAGCCGAUCCUGAUUGCAAAUUGAUGGUUCUACUCGGAGAAGUUGGUGGUGUUGAAGAAUAUCGAGUUAUUGAAGCCAUUAAGAAUGGUACUAUCAAAAAGCCCAUCGUCGCAUGGGCUAUUGGUACCUGCUCUAGUAUGUUCAAGACUGAGGUUCAGUUUGGUCAUGCUGGUUCUUUUGCGAACUCUGAAAUGGAAACCGCAGUAGCUAAAAAUAAGGCUAUGAGAAAUGCUGGCAUAUUCGUUCCCGAUACUUUUGAAAAUCUUCCAGCUGUAUUACAUGGCGUUUAUGAAGAACUUGUCAAAAAGGGCGUCAUUGUUCCCAAACCUGACCAAACCCCUCCCAAUAUUCCAUUGGACUAUGCCUGGGCGAAGGAGUUAAGUAUGGUCCGUAAACCUUCUUCCUUUAUUUGCUCUAUCUCAAACGACCGUGGUCCCGAAUUAACAUACAGUAACGUUCCUAUCAGCAAAGUAUUUGAAGAUGAUCUUGGAAUUGGAGGUGUUAUUUCUUUGUUAUGGUUCCGCCGUCGUCUUCCAUCCUAUGCUACCAAGUUCUUAGAAAUGAUCCUUCAACUCACAGCCGAUCAUGGUCCUUGUGUCUCUGGUGCCAUGAACACCAUCAUAACCACAAGAGCUGGUAAAGAUUUAAUUUCUUCUUUAGUUUCUGGUUUACUUACCAUUGGUACCCGUUUUGGUGGUGCUUUGGAUGGUGCUGCACAAGAAUUUUCAAAAGCAUUCGAUUCCGGCCUAUCUCCUCGUGCCUUCGUUGAUAGCUGCAGAAAAGCUAACAAACUUAUUCCUGGUAUUGGCCACAGAAUUAAGAGUAGAAACAACCCAGACCUUCGUGUUGAAUUGGUAAAGCAGUACGUCAAAAAACACUUCCCUUCUACCAAACUUUUAGACUACGCUUUGGCAGUUGAAAAUGUCACUACUUCGAAGAAGGAUAAUUUAAUUUUGAACGUCGACGGUUGUAUUGCAAUUUGUUUUGUCGAUUUACUCCGUAACUGUGGUGAGUUCACCUUGGAAGAGGCAAAUGAAUACAUCAAAUUGGGUAUUUUGAACGGCAUGUUUGUUCUUGGACGCAGUAUAGGUCUUAUUGGUCAUCACUUGGACCAGAAGCGCUUAAGAGCACCUUUAUAUCGCCAUCCCUGGGACGAUUUUUUGUAUCUUUCUUAA